This is a messenger RNA of Pseudophryne corroboree (corroboree frog), 3845 nucleotides long. RefSeq names its product cysteinyl leukotriene receptor 2-like. The transcript has 3 exons. The record is from RefSeq and is a predicted model, not a curated record. Gene Ontology annotation, molecular function: G protein-coupled receptor activity. The coding region runs from base 155 to 1207 and encodes 350 amino acids. NCBI's taxonomy places the organism in Eukaryota, Metazoa, Chordata, Amphibia, Anura, Myobatrachidae. Gene Ontology annotation, cellular component: plasma membrane. Gene Ontology annotation, biological process: G protein-coupled receptor signaling pathway.
UGAGAAGCAGUCAUUUGCAUAUACAGCGCUGAAUUAUAUACAUGGCCAUGUAGAUGUUUAAAGAAAUAGAGUAACUUUACCCCGUUUGCCGUCUGUGGGCAGCCAAGACAUUCAAUAUUAUAUUGCAAGAACAGUUUUGGAAAAAGCGAGGAAUAUGAACAGUGAACGACCGAUCAACAGUCAAAAUCAAACUUGCCCAACAGAUGAUGAUUACAAGUACCUGGUUUACACGUCCAUCUACAUCAUUGUUUUUCUCAACGGGUUGCUUUUUAAUGGGGCAGCCGUAUAUGUUUUCUGCAAGAUCAGAAAAAAGAAAGGCAUUUCUACCAUAUGCUUGCUGAAUCUUGCAAUUGCCGAUCUUCUCUUCAUAUUUUUUCUGCCCCUGAGGAUAACCUACUAUCAGAAGGCAGGAACUUGGAUAUUUGGAGACUUCCUGUGCCGCAUCACCACAUUCUCUUUCUAUUUCAGCAUGUAUUCCAGCAUCUUCUUCUUGGCUUUUCUGAGUGUGUUCCGGUAUAUGUCAGUGGUACACCCUGGAAUGAUUAAUGUGCAGACAGUUAUUAAAGUUUGUGCAUGUGUCUGGGUUUUUACAGGUGCCAGCACGUCGCCCUUCCUACUGUCUGGCACCAGCAUCCGGGAUGAUGUUAUAAAGUGCUUUGAGCCCACUGUAAUGUCAGCUUGGAAAAGAGUAAUGUACAUGAACUAUUAUGCUUUGGUUGUUGGAUUUGUGCUCCCAAUACUGAUGAUUGCUGUAUGCAAUGGGCUACUUAUCAGACACAUAGUACUUAUGCCUAUGGAGAAGAAAAGUAUUAGGAAACAAGUUACUAUGAUUGUCUUGGUUCUUUUAGUUUGCUGUCUUUGUUUUUUGCCAUACCACAUUCAGAGGACUAUCCAUUUACACUAUUUAAUUCAUCACCCAGAUAUAUGCAGCUUACAUGAUAUUCUGCAGAAGACCGUUGUUGCAACCCUGUGUUUGGCCGUGCUGAACACCUGCUUGGACCCCUUGUUGUAUGUAUUUAUAGGCCAUGGUUACAAAGCAUGGUUACUUUUAAUAUGUACGCCCAAGAAAUCUAUAAAUGCAAAACCUGCAUCUACUGACUCAAGUGCCGUCAUUCAGGUGAUGGCAGAGGAAGUUCAAAUGACCGACUGUGCAGGAGAACCCAAUAAUGGAACAGAUGCUUAUCUGAUGACCUCCCCACACACAUGAAGACUUACUGUAUAAUUAGUUUGGUGUAAAGAUUUUGGGGAAAAAAUGUUUAAAAAAGAAUAAGUCAAAUGUAUUCAGUUUUAUCAAAUGAAUCAUAUCUACAGUUGGGUGGCAGCAUUAUUAUAAUGGCAGAACAUGUCGCAAACUAGAAAAAAACAUAACUUGGAUAAGCGCAAAAGCUAUUUGCAGGGAUAAAAUCAUGCAAGACAGAGGUAAGACACUAUGAAAGGGUGUCCAGUUAAAGGGGACACACAUUUCAACACAAGACCUGAAAAAUGCUUUUCAAUAAGGUUGCAUUACUUAAUUAUUUUGCAUUAAAAGUUAUUUUUUAUAGUAAUUGCCUAAUAUUAAUUGGGUGUGAUACUGAGCUGUAUUAGAAGUGGGACAAAAUUGGUAAGUGGUGGCGGUACCGUACCCAGGUCUGUUUCAGUAGAACCUGUAUUGCAGAUAAAUAUUUGGUUAUGUUCAUUUUGUCAGCAUAUUUCAAUCAGUUAGUUCUCCAGUAUAUAUUGUUUACUCAGUAUUGCAACAGAGUACGUCUUUUAUUUUUUGCAGAUUGAUCAAUAUGUGACUCUAAUAUGGAAUUAAUUAUCUAUACUUCAAUUACAGGUUUAUUCUGAUAAGCAUUCACUGUGUUUAAUCUGUAAUGCAUGAAACUAGUUUGUUUAAUUUGUUUGACAUUGCAACAUGCUGCACUAUGAGCCUCUACCUAUUGUUUUAUUGAGUUUAUCAGGUGCUGGUACAGAUUGGAGGAGGUUAUUUGUUGGUGUUUAAUUAUGCUUUGUUUCAUAUCAGCACUAGAUAAAUGGUCUCAUUUUGGCUAGAAAGCUAGAAGCAAUUUGUGCUCGACUGUAUCGCAGCCCCCGUGCUGGCAAGCAGCAAUUAGUGAAAAGUGACCCGUUUUGGCACCCAAACAGCACUUUUUGCAUCAUGCCCAGUACUUUGGUUGGGUUUAACCAUUUUAAGUGGCUAAACCCAGCCUAUCUGUGCGUGAUCAGCGCACUAAACAAAAAAAGUUUUUGAAUUGCACCCAGUGAUCUUCCAUCACUUUAGACUGAAGAUCGGGGAGUGCAAAACAUUUUCAUUUUCCCUUUUAAAUAACUUUGAGUUCAGGCAAUAAAAUGUAAAUAAGUGAUUUGAAGAUGCUUUAAUUUAAAUGUUGAAUUUAAGUGUUUCAAAAAAGUGCUUUGUUUUUUGUGUACAAUUGUGGAAGUACAGUAUAUGUUACAGCAAACCAUGGCUGCCGGAGGGCGGUGGUUACACACAAGUAGGAGGGUCACACACACACCAGGGGUCAGACACUCACUCAUGCACAUUGCACACACACCUACACUUACACACACUCACAAAACAUUGCACUUACUGCUGCUGCAGGAGUCCGGAUCCAGAUGCUGGAGGAGAAGACACCUCUUCAGAAUGUUAGUAAUUAUUAACUAAAAUAGAUAAUUGGAAACUUCCAAUUGCUUAGUUAGUCCUUAGGGAGUAUGCGGUAGGGGGGGCCAGAGCAAGUCACAAUCAUUUUUCCUAAAUAAAAAUAUACUAUAGAAAUCACAGCGUCUGAUUUUAAUCUCCUCUAAUUGAAUAGAAAAACCAUGUGGGGUCUUUUAAAUUUCCCGCUCUUAAUUGGAUUUCCCCCAAAGACUCUCAAAAUGUCUAAAUUAACUUGACAAGAAAGGCUAUGGGUAAUCUGAGGGGUGGAUAGUCUUAAUUGCUAGGGAUUAGGUCUAAAAGGAUUGCAACCAGAAAAAGGCGAUAAGAUGAAUAAAAUAAAGUCCCAAUAGUUGCUUAAAAUAAAUGAGUGUGAACAAAGAGCAAACUGUCACUUUAGGGAGUCAAAGUUUGGUUGAUGUUGUAAGUAAUUCAUGGAAAUACAUCUCUCAACUGUCCUUGUGGUUUGUGAUCGUGGGAGGUGCAUUGUCUCACCAGUGUCCAUUCUAGGACAAGUGUCUUAGAGCGCUGGGGAUUUUGGAGAACUGCAUUGCAGUGUUUAUAAGGAGGGUUCUGGGAUGAUUAGAAGUUUUUCCAUAACCUCCUGGCCAGGCUCGACUGUUCUAACCAAUGAGUGGUAGCACCAGUCAGUAGUUGUAGUUGUGCUGUUGUGAUUAAAAGCACCUAUGAUAUUUGAAGUUCCGUUGCCUUAAAAUCCAGGUAAUCAUCUGAAGUUUUUUUUGUUUGUUUUUAUGAUGGUAGAAGGGCAAAGAUCUUAAAAAAGUUUUUCAUUUAAGUGCACUAAAAAUCUGUAUUAGGAGAUUCCCAUGAAGCUGUAAAACCUUUCUUUCAUAGCAAACUAAUACAGGCAGAAUUAUGAUAACUUGCGGACACUGUUCCAAAGAUAAUUUAACUCUGAAGGCUCUGGUUCAGAGGUGAAUGCAGUGCCAAUGUCUGUCAAACUGAGCGAUUAUUUGAUACUACACAUGCUCAAAAAGUCCUGAGAACCCCUAAAGCGCUGGUAGGCCUAGGUGGUGACUGGAAGGUGUUCUAAAGUGACUGCAUAAGAAGGUUAUCUCAUGGGUAUAUUAUGGGAGUGUGAUAGACUCACGACCAGAUUAAGCCUUGCGGGGGCCUGUGGCACUUAGGACAUGGAAACCCUGGUAGAGGGAGAGGGUGUAAAUUAGAUUGUGCAUACCUCUCAACAUGA